UGCCUAACACUGACACCCAAAAAGCUCACAAAAACCAUCCACCUCUUUUCUAGCUAGCUUAAAGUGUACACCAAUAACUAUGGCUGAGAGACAAGACCGUGAACAAGAGUACAUAUUCAGAAAUGUUCAACUCUUCAAGAAUGAUACCCUUGGAACUGGCUCCUACGGGGCAGUGUGUAAAGCCAAGUGUGACCAGCUACUCUGUGCUGCCAAGCUACUCUAUCCAGUGCUCUUCCAAAUGAUUGUUCCAGAUUCUGGUAAAGAACAUAGACACCCGUUUAGAAGAUUCGAAACAGAGUGUGCAUUUCUGAGUCGUAUCAACCACCCUAACAUUGUGCAGUACUUGGGGACCUAUCGUGAUCCCGACACAAAUGCACCAGUUCUUCUCAUGGAGCUCAUGGAUGAGAGUCUGACACACUUCCUGGAGUCAUCACCUGGAGACAUUCCCUACCACAUCCAAGUCAACCUCUCCUAUGACAUAGCUCAAGCACUUGCCUUUCUCCACUCCAAUGGGAUCAUCCAUCGCGACCUCUCCAGUAACAACGUCCUACUCAUUGCAGGCACUCGAGCCAAAGUCACCGAUUUCGGAAUGUCCAAAUUCAGGGAAAUAAACGUCAGCCGACUAGCCACAAUGACCACAUGCCCGGGAACACCAGCCUUCAUGUCUCCGGAGGCACUAAACGAACCACCAGUGUACACAGAGAAACUAGACAACUUCUCAUUUGGUGUUCUUCUAGUUCAGACUACAACUCGACAGUUUCCAAAGCCAACAGAUCGAUUUGAAAGUAUUCAAGUUCCCCAUCCACGAAACUCAAGUCGCACAAUUGAGGCUAAAAUAGCAAUCCCAGAACAGGAAAGACGUCAAGCCCACAUAAGCCUGAUUGAGCCCACCCACUCUCUACUGCCAAUUGCUCGCCACUGCCUCAAAGACAGAGAUGUUGAACGACCAUCUUCCCAACAGCUCUGCCAAACACUAGAUGCUCUCAAGAGGACACCACGGUACCAGGAAAGCUCCCAACAAGACUUGCACCAGAUGCUCAGAGAGAAAAAUGAACAACUACAAGCAAACCAACGCAUUAUCACAGAAAAAGAUAAGCAAAUUACAGAAAAAGACACACAGCUACAAACAAAUGACCAGAUUAUAGCAGAAAAUCAAGAGAUAAUUACACAACACAAAGAACAGUUAGAUACAAAAGACACUGAAAUCCAAACCCUUCAACAAGAUAAAGCAACCCUUCAACAUGAGGGUGAAGCCAGGGAGAGACAGCUGAGAAGACUCAACGAAGAGUUGCAAUCAAGUGAGGAGUACACUGUUGCCCUCAAACAAGCCAUAGAUCAACGACACAGAGAAGUCACUCAACUGAGACAAACGCUGGUAGGCAAGAACGAGGAAAUUUACGAUCUAUCAACUCGAAUGCACCAAGUUGCACUGCAAGAUGAGCAAGCUACACCAAUGAAACCUGUUACAAUAGGGUCACUACCUGAUGCACUUGUUGAUAUGGGGUCUGGAUCAUCAGCCGUGAUUGGAGACAAGGUAUACUUUAAUCCAUACGGAAGUAAAACUGUUUAUGAGUUCAGCAACAAUCAGUGGCACAAGUUACCACCUUGCCCUAACAGGCACUUCACUGUUGUCAGUGUUGAUGACAUGCUCACAACUGUGGGGGGAAGCCAUAGUAACAACCUCUACAGCUACAUUAACAACAAAUGCAUCGACGAACGCUUCCCUUCCAUGCCAACCAGACGGUGGUGGCCUGGAGCUGUGUACGCUAACAACACACUUGUAGUCACUGGAGGAUGGGGUGAUCCAAAAAGUUUAAGUACGGUCGAAAUAUUAAACACUGCUAACAUGCGAUGGUCUAUUGUUAGCUCAUUACCUGUGCCAACCAGUCGCCCAUCAACAACGACCUGUGGAGACUUUGUGUACAUACACCCACGAGCUGAGGAUGCUCAAGAGAAGUAUUCAGUGUACAAAUGCUCAUUAAGACAACUAACUCAGUCCCAGCCAAGCUCAGCUAUAUGGGAGAAGAUUGCCAAUUUGCCAGUUUACUAUUCCACUCUUGUCACUAUCAAUGGCCACCUGCUAGCAGUGGGUGGGCUGGACUCCAAUAUAGAUAACACCAAGGACAUAUAUCAGUACAACAAGACAUCAUGGACUGUUAUUAGUCAAAUUUCAACACUUCGAUAUGCAUGCUCCACUGCUCCCCUCCCUGGGAACAAACUGAUGGUGAUGGGAGGAGUUGGUGCACUAAAAAAAUGUGAAAUAGUUACUUUUAAAUAGUGCCAAAUUUAUUCUUUUGUGUUAUGUUAGUAAAAUAUUUGACAAUAUGUUGCAAAUCAUCAU
This is a messenger RNA of Halichondria panicea, 2341 nucleotides long. Its product is annotated as probable serine/threonine-protein kinase kinX. Gene Ontology annotation, molecular function: protein binding; protein serine/threonine kinase activity; ATP binding. Gene Ontology annotation, biological process: protein phosphorylation. The coding region runs from base 80 to 2278 and encodes 732 amino acids. NCBI's taxonomy places the organism in Eukaryota, Metazoa, Porifera, Demospongiae, Suberitida, Halichondriidae. The record is from RefSeq and is a predicted model, not a curated record. The transcript has a single exon.